AAGGUCGAGGUGCUUUCGGAGGACACACGUUGUUGUUGUUGUGUGGUGUUGGACGUGAAGGUGGGACUUGGGCUGGUAAUUGGUUUAGGUGGGCACAAGACAUGCUCCUCCUUCGCCAUGGAUGCUCUCAUUCAAGCAUACGAUGAUCGUGACGAGGAGGAAGAGGAGCACGAGAGCUACCAUCAGCAGCCUCAGAAACGCCCCAAAUUUGUUUCCGCUUCUCCGCUGUCGUUGCCGCCUCCACUUCCUCUUCGUCCUCACUCUCAGCCUCCCCUGCCUCCCACAUCUGCAGGCGUCCCGGGAAGAUAUGUUUCGAAACGUGAACGUGCCGCCAUAGCUGCGACAGCCCUCGCACCCAACCCCACCUCUCCCGUCCGCCCACCACUCGAACUUGCAAGUGUGCUGAAUGCAAAGCUGCCUCAUCGCAUCCAAAGGAAAUUGGAUCACUCUCUUGGAAAUGCUGGGGGUUGCAACAGGUGUCCCCGGGAGCUCGUCACGAAGCUGGAAGGCCACAGCAAAGCUGUCAUCGCUGUCCGGUGGUCUCCUACGCAUGGUGCGUUGCUUGCAUCAGCUGGGAUGGAUCACAAAGCUUACGUUUGGAAUGUAUGGGAAAGUCCAGCUCACCAGAUGGGACGUUGUCUCAGCUGCCACACACAUGCUCUCAAGGAUAUUCAAUGGUCCUUGGAUGGCAAUUCAGUCCUCAGCUGUGGCUUUGACCAGACGGCAAGGCUGAGCGAUGUUGAGACUGGCGCUCAGACACAAGUAUUUUCUGAGAGCCAAGUUGUAAACGUUGUAAGGUUCCAUCCAUUGGAAGGAAACCUGUUCAUCACGGGGGGCUCAAAGGGUUCUGUGAAGCUCUGGGACGUUCGAUUAGGAAAAUUUGCAUGCGAGUACUCCAAAGCUCUUGGUGACGUGAUGGACGUUGAUUUUAGUCCUGACGGAAGCAGGUUUGUUACAACGUCAGAUAUUGCCAAACGUAAUUCGAGUGACAAAUCUCUUUUGGUUUGGAAUUUCGCAACACAGAUUCCUCUCUCUAAUCAGGUCUAUUUGGAGGCAUAUACGUGCCCGAGUGCCCGAUUCCACCCCUUUGAGCAAUGCUUCAUUGCACAAUCCAAUGCUGACUACAUAGCAGUAUUCUCUGGCCGCGCCCCCUUCAAGGUAAACAAGCACAAACGCUUUCAAGGUCACCAAGUGGCAGGGUAUCGAAUCCAGUGCAGUUUUAGUUCCGAUGGGGAGUGUGUAGUCACAGGAUCUGCAGACGGCCACGUAUACUUUUACAACUAUCGGUCCACUCAGCUCAUCAAGAAGAUUGCUGCACAUCAAGGGGUUUGCAGUGAUGCUGUGUAUCACCCGAGCCUUCCAUCCGUUGUUGCUACUUGUGGGUGGGAUGGUAUCGUCUCCGUCUUUGAAUAAUGUUGGCAGACUGAGUUUUUGAUGCUUUGGGUCGAAUGAUAUGUCUCCACUGCCCAGAUGAUCGUGUAUAUGAGUCCAAAAUAUCGAACUGAGCUUAAUCUCAGGUGGGAAUAGGUUUGGUGGCAACAAUUCAUGGUAGAGGUGCUUUGAAGUAUUAGUAGCUGAUGUUGGAAGGGUAGCUUUACACCUUGUUCCGCGAGACGGAGAACAAAAGAAUGACCACCAGCUUUCAAGAUAGAGUAUUAUAAAUCUGUCACAUAAAAUGUACACCAUGAAUAAGGAGCUGUAAAAUUGCAUUUCUGUUCGAAGACGGAUGUAAACAGUAGUUUGUUGCUU
Molecule: messenger RNA, 1749 nt
Organism: Physcomitrium patens
Lineage: Eukaryota; Viridiplantae; Streptophyta; Bryopsida; Funariales; Funariaceae
Molecular function (GO): protein binding
Source: RefSeq, a predicted model, not a curated record